This is a messenger RNA of Pygocentrus nattereri (red-bellied piranha), 4068 nucleotides long. RefSeq names its product interferon induced with helicase C domain 1 (gene ifih1). The coding region runs from base 111 to 3167 and encodes 1018 amino acids. The record is from RefSeq and is a predicted model, not a curated record. Gene Ontology annotation, biological process: innate immune response; response to virus; positive regulation of interferon-beta production. Gene Ontology annotation, molecular function: single-stranded RNA binding; DNA binding; zinc ion binding. The transcript has 16 exons. Gene Ontology annotation, cellular component: cytoplasm. NCBI's taxonomy places the organism in Eukaryota, Metazoa, Chordata, Actinopteri, Characiformes, Serrasalmidae.
GAAAGCGAAAGUAGGUGUGUCUGUCUAUAUACGAGCUGUAUGAGCGAUUCAAUGCACUGAGCUUUUCACUUAAGUGUACAGGGACCUCACGAACUGCUACAGUGGAGAGAAUGAGCCUCAAUCAGGAAAAGAACACUAUAGACUGCUUUAGAAACAGACUGCGAAGUCUUAUUCUGGUCGAGCCUGUUCUGGGUCAGGUACACUUUCUAAGCACCGAGCAAAAGGAGCUAAUAAGAGCGAAGUUACAGAGCGAAGGUAACCUGAGAGCAGCGGACCUUUUUCUUCAUGAAGUUACUAAUAAAGAUUACCCCGAGGGAUGGUUCAGGGAACUGCUUACAGCCCUGGAAGGCGCAGGCUGCAAAGAAGCAGCAAAUUACAUGGAAAACAAUCCUCCUAGUCCAUCGGCAGAGGCUGAAAACGACAACUGCAUACGGCUGAUAAACCUCCUACAGCUCACUCUGAUUAAUAUGAAAACCCGUGAUGUCUGCCAGAGCUGUUUCCAGCGCUCUAUUCUGACCGAGGAGGAUCGCCAAAAUAUUUUAGCAGAGACUGAUCGGCAGGGGAACAUGGCCGGGGCACGUCUGCUGCUCUCUCGACUGAUGAAGAAUGAGUUUGGAUGGUUUUCUCAAUUCCUGGAUGCUCUGAAAGAGACAGGACAUGCUGGGUUGGCUCAGGAGUUACAAGGAGAACCCUUGGAGGACCCUGAAGCAGUGUCCAGUGAAAAUGACAAACCACAGCCUUUGAAGGAAGGGCAUGAGCAGGCUACUCAGGGUGAAAUGGAGAAAAUGGAACAGGUUGUGGAUGAUUCUUCUCCUAGAUCGAUCUCUUCCCCUCCACCUUUGGACUCCGAGGCCUCUCUCAUGUCCACACCAGGCCUUAGGGGCGCAGCCCUGGAUAGCAGCCUAGACAGCAGCAUGGACAGCAGCAGCUUCCUCUCUUCUAUGGAUACAUCUUCUGAUCUUGCCACUGGAGAUUUGGAAUUGUACAAAGGCAGUGAUGAGGAAAUGGAGACAGACCAAACAGCAGAGAGUCUGGAUCAGUCAGGAACCGAAGGAGAGAUUGUUUUACGUGAUUAUCAGAUGGAAGUUGCUUGGCCAGCUCUCGAGGGAAAGAACAUCAUCAUAUGCCUCCCGACAGGAAGUGGUAAAACUAGAGUGGCAGUGUACAUCACUAAACAACAUCUGGAGAGCAGAAGGCGGAUGGGACAGCCAGGAAAAGUUGUUGUCCUGGUCAACAAGGUGCCCCUGGUGGAGCAGCACUACAAAGCAGAGUUUGGGAAGUUUCUGAAGAACCAGUACUCUGUAGAGAGAGUCAGUGGAGACUCACAGCUCAAAAUCUCCUUCCCACAAGUUGUUGAGAAGAAUGACAUCAUCAUCUGCACUGCACAGAUUCUGGAAAACUCUUUAGCCAAAGCCAAGCAGGGUGAUGAGGAUGGGAUAAAGUUAUCACAGUUCACUCUGAUGGUCAUUGAUGAGUGUCACCACACUCAGAAGGGUGGUGUGUAUAACCACAUCAUGAUCCGCUACCUGAAACAAAAGCACAAGAACGCUGGAUUGGUUAAGGAAAUGAAAACUCCGAUACCCCUCCCACAAAUCCUCGGCCUAACUGCCUCACCCGGCGUGGGUGGAGCCAAAACCCAGCUGAAAGCCGAGGAGCACAUUCUCAGAAUUUGCGCUAACUUGGAUGCGUACACAAUCAAGACCAAAAGCCUUGGAGAGGAAGCCAAGGCUCCAUACAAAUGCAUUGCAAGUGCUCAAGAGAGAAAAGAGGAUCCCUUUGGAAAUGUGAUAAAGGGGAUCAUGGAUGAUAUUCAUGCGCACGCUGAGCUGAAGCCACUCUGCCAGCCAGGCACCCAGAAUUAUGAGCAGUGGGUGGUCCAGAAAGAGCAGAAUGCUGCUAAAGAGGACAACCAGAAGGUGCGGGUUUGUGCAGAGCAUCUACGUCAGUACAAUGAGGCUCUCCACCAAAGCAACACCAUCCGCAUGUCUGAUGCCUUCAGCUUCCUCCAGAAGUACCAUGAUGAGGAGAUCAAGAAGAAAUUCAACCCUGAUGAUGAGGACACCAUUGAAAUCACUGACACUGAAAGAUUUCUCUUCGGUUUGUUCAAAGAUAAAAAAGAGCUUCUGCAGACGCUGAUGAAAAAUCCUGCAUAUGAAAAUAACACUCUGGCCCAGCUGAAGACCCUCAUUCUGAAAGAAUUUACUUCCAGAACUAAGGCCAGAGGCAUCAUCUUCACCAAAACACGCCUCAGCGCCAUCGCUCUCAGCCAGUGGAUUCAAGAGAAUACAAAGUUUGAGGACGUUGGUGUACGAGCAAGCCAUUUGAUUGGUGGAGGGGACCAAAGCGUGGUCAAGCCAAUGACUUCUGCUGAGCAGAAGGAUGUACUGAACAAAUUUCGUGAGGGAGAGAUCAACUUGUUGAUAGCCACCACUGUGGCAGAGGAAGGGCUGGAUAUUGCAGAAUGUAACUUUGUCAUUCGAUACGGUCUUGUGACUAAUGAAAUCGCUAUGAUUCAGGCUCGAGGUCGAGGAAGAGCAGAAGACAGUAGCUAUACAGUGGUGGAGGAGGCAGGAUCGGGUGUAGCAGAGAGGGAGAGUGUGAAUGAAUACAGGGAGAAAAUGAUGAGCAAAGCCAUCGCCAGGGUGUGCACAUUGACCCGAGAAGUAUAUGAAAAGAAAGUAAAAGAGAACCAGAUGCAGGCGAUCCUGGAAGAGCGUGUGAAGGUGAAGAAGAAGCAGCAAAAGGGCAUGAAAAAUGAGAACCCCAGCAAAGUGAAGCUCAGCUGCAGAAGCUGUGGUACAUUAGUUUGCUCUGGAGAAGACAUUGAGAUCAUUGAGAACAUGCACCAUGUCAACGUGACCCCAGUCUUCAAAGACUUGUUCACUGUGAGAGAGAACACCUCCCUUCAGGAGAGAUUGCUGGACUAUGAAGCAAAUGGGGUCAUUGCAUGUAAACGCUGUGGACAGCGUUGGGGUUCUAUGAUGCUUUAUAAGAGUAUUGAAUGUCCUUGUCUCCACAUUAAGAACUUUGUGGUGACAUAUGACUCAAAGAAAAAGGUGUUCAGUAAGUGGAGUGAGCUCUCCAUGAGGUUCCCUGCAUUUGACUACUCACUGCAUGCUGACCUUGUCACGCACAACUCAGACGAAGAAAGUGAAGACACAGAGUAAAACCACUGGAAAAACUCAACACUCAUCUUGGUUCUGUUACUGGCAACUGGUUAUCAUGAACACACUGUCAAAGGUAUUGUGCUGUUGAAGUAAUGUAAUACUUGAAUAUCAACAUUUUGUUAAAUUACCUAUCAUAUUCAAAAUAUGCGAAAUCUGCAGAAAAAAUUACUAAGUGGAACAAAGAUUGUAUCAUUUUAUCAUCAGUGUGCAGUGGUAAACUAAAUGGGAGCAUUUCUUAACUUUGUUUUUCACAAAAGCCUUGUUUUGUUGUGGUUACUCUUAUUUUCUGUUUAUUUUGUUUUUCAUAAAAAACUGUAUUCAUUUAUUUAGAAUCCUGGUUUCUGAUUGAUGACCCUCCAUAUUGUACAUUCACAGUUUCGGGUACCACACAUAAAUGCUACAUUCACCCUGUAUUGUAAGUUGCUCUGUCAAAUACAUAACGGCAAAUGUAAAUGGUGACUUGUUCUCCUUGAUAAUGUCAUCGUCCUCAAUUACCAGUAGUAGCCCAGCAGUCAGUUGGCAGUGACUUCAGAGGUAACAGUGGGAUUAAUCCCAUGUUAGGUCUUAAGCCCUUGACCGUUCCCAAGUUGCUUGACAGAGACCGUUCCUGGAUUUUGUCAGUGUAAGAGAGAAGUGACAGAUACACAUAGAUGAGGUUACUUAUGUCUAUGAUCUUGAAGAAACAUGCUUAGACUUUUGAGUGUACUAAGCUGUUUUUGUAAGAAUGUUGUCACAGCUUGGGUCACAGCUUGGGUAAAAGAGCUUUUCUUUUAAUCAAACUAUUCUCUUGCACUGACCAUGCAUUCUGAAAGCAUGGCACAUGGGUUUUUCCAACUUGACACAUUCUAAAAUGUGACACCGCAGUGGAUAUAUUAACCCUGAAUAAAUGUCAAACUGCAAA